Messenger RNA from Rhagoletis pomonella (apple maggot), 6089 nucleotides. Its product is annotated as zinc finger protein 423-like. Lineage: Eukaryota; Metazoa; Arthropoda; Insecta; Diptera; Tephritidae. Gene Ontology annotation, cellular component: chromosome. Gene Ontology annotation, molecular function: chromatin insulator sequence binding. Gene Ontology annotation, biological process: regulation of transcription by RNA polymerase II. The record is from RefSeq and is a predicted model, not a curated record.
GUGAAAUCAAUUUAGCGUCGCCCGUGACUGAACGCUCCCGGUACACCGCCAAGCAAAAAAAUGGUGGAAAUUUCUUUCGGUCCUUGUCAGGUUUGAGGAAAGUUUUUUAAAAUUUAAUCGCAUUUUACUAUGCUAGUGUUUUUGAAAUUUUUCGCCAGGUCAAACAAGUUUUUUAAAAUGAUAUAGUUUUUAUUGUUUUGAACUAUAUUGCCUGAUAAAAGUAGUUUGAUCCCGUCUGUGAAAAAACUACAACCGUGGGCUGGCUGCAAUUUAAAGCGAAGAAUAAAUGUAGAAAGGGAAUCAGCUUAAAUAUAUGUAAAAGACAAAACUCUUUAGAAAAUCUGCCGGAGAACCUAAAAAAAUGGACCAGCUCUUUAUGUUUUCAAAUGAGUAUACUAUGGAUGAUAGUGAGGAUGCUGCGAAGGGUAGCAACAAAGAAGACUCAAAGAUUAAAAACGAGCCUGAAGACAUCGAAGAUGAUGGUUUGGACGACGAUAGCUAUAUAAUGCCAGAAUCUCUAUUGCAACAAAUGACGACUACGCCGGAUGCGGAUGGCGAAGACGAUAACACAAUUUUUAAUUUCGGAAUUGAACCAUCUGUGGAUAAACUACAGCCGUCGGCUAUAUCGAAACCAUAUAGCACGAAGAAUCCUCAAGAUGUAAACGUUAAUUAUGAUAUAGCCAUAAUGUUCAUUUGCCCAUGUUGUGGUGAAGAAUUCGAUACACAAAUCGCUUGGAAGAGUCACAUAAAUGGUGUGCACGAGUAUAAUACCCGCCGCGGAUUAAAUUUUGUACCAAUAGACAAAUUGUACCAUAAAUGUCUGGAAUGCAACAAGCCAAUUGCAAUGCAUGCAAUGGAAAAUUUGUUGAAACAUAAAUUCACACAUUUGCCACACCGGUGCACAAAAUGUAAAAUCUGCCAUCGUUUGUAUAAGUAUCGACAGGACUUGAUUGUCCAUCUGCGAUUGAUGCAUCGUGAUGAAGUGUUGUCCCUGAAUGCGAGUGCAAACAGUGAACCAGGCAGCAGCAGUUACAACAAUAGCCGUACAACUACACCGCCUUUGACUAAUGCACGAUUAGAGAUCAGGGAUAUCAAAGGCAAUGCAGUGGACAUAUUUGAAAAUACUUGUGACAGCGUCGAAGUGAAAAACGAACCGUUUGAUCCCGAUGACCCAGAUGGCGAAAACUUAUUAGAGCAAGCGGAAAAAAAAUCGAAAUUACCAACCAGCUCAAUCCUGGAAGAUGUACUCAGCCGGGGUUCAACCCAGGUAUCCGAUCAGCGUCAAACUAACAAUGGGAAUACCAAUGAAAGACAAUGUGAAAAGAACAUAAAAUAUAUAUGCCCUGUUUGCAGCACUGAGUUCAGAGUCAAGAAUGAUUGGCUCGAACACGUACAAGAAAUGCAUAAUUUCUGUUCUAUUCGUGGACUCGGAUUUCAGCAGCGUACUAACGCGUCUGUUGAAUGCCGCGAGUGCAAAAGGGUUUUGUCUGAUAAAUCAAUUGAACAACUACAAUUGCAUAAGUUCUCGCAUCUUCCUUCAAAAACUUGGCUUCGCUGUAAGCUUUGUUUGCGCGCAUUUAGUAAUCACAAGGAUAUUGUAAGACAUUUGCUUAAUCAGCAUCGUCUUGAUGAUGAGUUUGAAGAAGAAGUCGGCGAUGACAGUCGAGAUUUUGAUCCAUACUCUGCUCAAGUGAAUGACCAUGAAGAUGAUCAGGUUCCAGCUAAUGAGCAACGAAAGAACGAGGUGCGAGAUAUUUAUGAGACGCAAAUAGAUUAUUUAUGUCCAAAGUGUGGCGAAGAAUUUUUACAAAGGAAAUUUUGGCGAAAGCAUAUAGUCAAAGAACAUGGUUAUACCGAUUUAAAAACACUAUGCUUCGUGGUAUUGAAUGAGCAUCAACUACAAUGUCGAUUAUGCGGCAAAAUAAUUACAAAUGCCUACGGUGUACAAAAUGCGCAGCAGCACUAUUUCACCCAUUUGCCACACAAAGCUUACAUACGCUGUCGUAUAUGUGCGAAAGCUUAUACGGAUCGCAAAGGUUUAGUUAAACAUUUGCGCAAAGUGCAUCAUAUUAAUCCCAGAACGGCCGCAGCUGCAGCUGCAGCAAUCGCUGCCAAAGCUGGUAAGAUUAUACGGCCCCAAGCAACAUUCCAACCGGUGCGAAGAACACCUACACCGGUGAUAAGUUCACCACGCAAAGCGCCAGUUAAAGAAAUCGUUCGGCAUCACGGCGUUACAUAUGAGAUACAAUUCUUGGAUGAAGACAAUAAUGAUGAGUCAUAUCAAAUGCAAGAAACAUCGACAUCAUAUGAUGGUGGCCGCGGUGAAUACAGAUACGAUGAUAGUUUUGCUACACCUACAAAACGCCACGUGUGCGCAGAUUGUUAUUCAACCUUCAGCACGGCCCAAGCGCUACAAAAGCAUACAAGAGAACAGCAUGACUUUAAGAAGCCCUCACAAGCCUAUGUUUGCUCGUUGUGUUUCUGUACUUUUGAAUCCGGUGGUGCAUUGCAUGACCACAAAUUAAAGCAUCAUCCAAACAAACCUAAUAUUUCCCAUGCAAGCGAAAACAAUGAGGACGACGACUUGCUUUUGAUACCUAGCGGAAAUGAGGACGUAAAAUCCGACUAUAACACUGGUGCUGGUACGCAAGCAAAUUUCGAACAAUAUUUUUGCUAUCUAUGUCCCGCAUGCGGAGAGGAGUUUAAGACGCAAUACGAGUGGCGUCGUCACAUCAACGAUAUUCACUAUUUCGAUCGACGCCAAGAAUUAAACUUUCGACAAAUGGAUAAGUUUAAUUUUCAAUGCUUGGAGUGCAAGGAAUUUGUUAACAGCGCUAAAUUAAAAGGUCUGCAAGACCAUAAAUUCCGUCACUUGCCGUUUAAAUUGUACAUAAAAUGUCGCCUCUGUAGCACAUGUUACAACCACAAACCCAACAUGGUCACGCAUCUACGUAUACGCCACAAUUUGAUAGAUCCGCGUGAGGCGCAAAUUCGCAGUCCAUCAAUGUCACCGUUACCAUCACCAUCACCGCAAAUGCGUUUUAAUACAAGCAGUUCAUAUGAUACGCCUUCACCAUCAUUUACUCAUACGGUGAACACCUUCCGACCCAUGACAAGUGAGGAUAUUCACUCAAAUCACAAUGCAGUAGACCAUGAAUCCAUUACCUAUCGCUGCCCGCAAUGCAAUGAACCAUUCGACACACAUGCCUCAUGGCGGCAACACAUUGUCUCCGCACAUGAUCUGAACAGUCGGCCGGGAUUAAAUUUCCGACAGUUGGAUGCACACCACUACAUUUGCUUAGAGUGUUAUAAACGUGUAACGGUGACACAUACAAAGGGGGCAAUUGGCCAAUUGCAGUCGCACAAAUUCCGCCAUUUGCCGUACAAAUCCUUCUGUUGCACUAAAUGUUAUGGACAGUUUGUUCGCAAGCAAAUGUUCUUCAAACAUCUAAAUCGUCAUACCAAUAGGUGCCCAAUGAUGGGAAAUGAGCGUAUACCGAACUUUGACACCAAAGCUAAGAGCUCCUCCAUGGGCUUAAUGCGUGCGAUUGGAGCUCCGGGUGCUAAUCCCAGCCCUGGCAAGCUUCUUAACUUCUCAAUAACAUCCAAGGAAAAAUGCCCCUACAUCAUACAAUGCCCACAAUGUGGUAUUAAAUUUGAAAAAUGGCAUCCGUGGCGUGAGCACAUUGAAAAAGUGCAUGCUCUACAUAGUAUGGCAUCACUUAAAUUCAAGAAGAUCAAUGAUCAUUUGCACAUUUGCAUCCAGUGUAAGGAACGUGUAUCAGGCGCAAAUUUCGUAAACCUACAAACACAUCGAUUUAAGCACCUGCCUUACGGCACCUAUCUCCAUUGUCGCUACUGUGAUGUGAGAUAUUAUUAUAUGAUCAAUAUUAUCAAGCACAUGAAGCAAAAGCAUCCCAAUCAUGGCAUGGAGCAGCUCGAACUGCAGUUGGAGAGCGCAGAUGGUAAAGAUGCUGACGCAUCGCCGGUCACAAUCAGCAUGGAGGAUGAAAAGGAGUGUGUGCCAAAAGUGGAGUAUGCCAACGCUGCCGAUGAUGAAAGCCAAAAGGACGGCGACAACAAAGCUGUGAUCAUUGAUGACGAUGAAAUGGAAAAUGAGAACGAUAAUGAUACCGAGGGCGAAGACGAAGACGAAGGCGAUGAGGGAAGUAUUAAAGAAAACUUUAUGGAGUAUAGGUUCGGUUACGAGUCCUCGAAAAACCCUUAUAUUAUACAAUGUCCACAAUGUGGUAUUAAAAAUGACAAUUGGUAUAAUUGGAGCGAUCACAUCGCUCAGGUGCAUUCAUUGGGUGAUCGUGAGCAACUAAACUUUACGAAAAUAUCUGAUUGGUUGGACGAGUGCAACGAAUGUAAGGAACGAAUAAAUUCCACGACUAUUAUAAAUCUACAAACUCACAAAUUGAAGCAUUUGCCACAUGGCGCUUACCUGCAUUGUCCUCAUUGUGAUGACAAGUUUGAUUAUAUUGUACAUAUUGUUAAACACUUGAAUUUGAAGCAUCCAGAGCAUGUGCUAAAGCAAAGCGAAAAGUUAAAUGACGAAGUAAGUAAUGACAUGGCAGAUAACGAUAAUGAUGCGAAAGAGAGGGGGGAUGAGGAGGAGCCAAAUGUUGUAGACGCGAAGAGUGGUAUUAAUGCAGAAAUUGACCUGGAUGCUGAGGUUGAUGAACAAGAUGAUGAAGAUGAUGAUGACGAAGAUGAUGAUGAUGAGGAGGAUGAUAAUGACAAUGAAAACGAUAACGAUAAUGAUAAUGAUGAGAACGUAAGCAGCGGGGACGUUGCGGAAGCAAUGGAUAUUGAUGAUAAGAGUGAAGAUGAUUUUGAAGAUGGUGAGGAUGAUGAUGAAAAUGAUGACGACGACGUCGAUGAUGAUGAUGACGACGAUGAUGAGGAUGGUGACGAUGACGAGAUUGAAACCUAUGGUACUAAAGGUAAUGUAGCAGACACAGCUGUCGAUAGUGAAAAUACAAACACAGAGGCGCCGCGAGGUGUAGUUGAAGAUAUUGAAGAAACUGUUGAAUCAGAAGAACAGUUAUUACUGGGUUAAUUUGGUUUUGCCCUACCUUUCUUCAUUUUCAUUAAUUUAAUCUUAUACAUAAAUAGUUACUGUAAGUCAUUCAUAAUUGCCCAAGUGGUUAUUUUUAGAGAAGACACACUUUAGAAUUGUGAAUACAUUCUAUAAUUUAUUUUAUUUUUUUUUUUUAAUAAAUCGGUUAACUAUUUUGAGUCACCUAAAGCAAGUGUGUAUGAAAAUCGAAUCUUAAACGAAAAUCAAUUUUAAGCGCAAUGUAGGACCCACUACGCAGUGGUAAAUUUGACGAUUUGGUUUUAACUGAAAAGUUUUCAAAUAAUUACCAUCAUGAUCAAUGUUGAAGAAGCAAUUCAUGAAUUGAUAUGAAAUAUGGUAAACUAUUAAAAAUAAAUGAGAUUAAUACAUAAGUACAUAUACUUAGCAUGCAAAUUCGGUGUUCGCGUGCAAUUUAAAUAGAUAGUCAACCACCAAAAAGUUGCAUAUCUUGAGGAAAGGUGUUACAGGUUUGAGUGGAUAGCGUCGUCAACCUGGAAGAUUAUGGCAUUUAUGUAAAUAAUUUUCUUAGGUAUCAUAGGACCAUAGAAUCGACGCUACCCAGCUGUGGUUUAAACGUAUGCACAGGCCCCUAUUACGAGUUGCAUUCGAUCGUCGACUGUGGUCGAAAGUGCUGAUCGAACGAAUAUAAAAAGGUGGUAAAAGAAAUUUUAAUUAAUACACAAGAGUUCUGUUUGAACGAUUCGUCAGAGGAUGAGACCUUAGAAAACUGGUCAGGAGCAGAAAACGUUUAAGAGAGUUUAAGUGCAGUCAUUCGAAUAUAUUUUGACAUACAAUAUAUUUAAGAAAUUUUGUGAUGCAAAUCGAUUGAUGAUGACCAUGAUUUUGUACUCAGAGAUCGUGCCAACAGCCUAUUGGGAUUUUCUUUCAUAUGUAUGUAAAACUAGACUUUCGGGCUUGUGUUUACUAUUCACGACGUUAGAACUGCUUGAAAUUAUUGCAAAUUGUUUAAAAUUAGUGUCUAGCCGCCAAAAAAUAAGGAAAC